UGGAAGGCUGGUUGAUAAAUAUAAAUUUAUAAGCACCAAAUAUUAUUGAAUUUCUUGAAAAAUAAGACCAUCUUGGAUAAGAACAGCAAAUACGUUAUAUCGUUAUAUAUUGAAGAUUCAUUGUGAAUCAAAAUAGUUGCGUUUUAACGUUGCAAUCCGCCGAUCGGGUGAGGUUGUGAUACAGAGAUGCCAGCUCGUGGCAUAAACAAAAUGCCGCCAAAGGUGGUUUACCCACCAGGCUGCAAGGAAAUAUCUCCGGACAUGUCUAAGGAAGAGUUACUCAAGCGUUUGAAGUUGCUUGCUAAAUGCUUUCAAGAGAUGGGUCAGGAUGACAAUGAGAAGUAUCAAGGCUUGGCGGUGUAUCUCGCCUCUGAGCUCUUCCUUGACCAUAACAGCAAGGAUGUCAAACUGCUGGUUGCUUGCUGUAUUGCAGAUAUUUUCAGAAUAUUUGCACCUGAAGCCCCAUAUUUGGAUGAUGGCCAUGUGAAGGAAAUCUUCACGUUCUUUGUGGAUCAACUCCGUGGGUUAGAAGACACUGAAGCACCAUCAUUCAAACGAUACUUCUAUCUACUUGAGAAUUUAGCAUGGGUCAAAUCCUUCAAUAUCUGCCUCGAGUUUGAAGAUAACCAAGAGAUAUUCUGCCGCCUCUUCAAGCUUAUAUUCGGUAUAGUUAGCACCAAGCAUUCGAGCAGGGUGAAAAAUUUCAUGUUAGACAUGAUGUGUCCUCUCAUCACCGAGGCAGACUCUGUCUCUCAGGAGCUACUCGACAUCGUACUACUCAACAUCAUUGAACCAAACAAGGACCUAAAUAAGGAAGCUUAUCAACUGGCGAAAGAUCUCAUACGGAGGACGGCCAAUGCGAUAGAGCCUUACAUCCAAGCAUUCUUCAAUAAUGCACUGAUGCUGGGGAAAACAUCAGAGAGUGAGGUGUCCGACCACCUCUUUGCCCUGAUUUAUGAGUUGAACCAGAUCUCCCCUAGUGUCCUUCUGGCUGUUCUGCCGCAACUAGAGUAUAAACUCAAGAGUAAUGACGACAAGGAGAGAAAGUCCGUCACACACAUACUAUCGAAGAUGUUCUCUGAUAAGAACUCUGAUCUUGCUCAAACGAAUAAGAACCUCUGGCUGUGUUAUCUUGGCAGGUUCAAUGACAUCAAUGUUCAAAUUCGCACUCUCUGUGUGACACAGUCUCAGCACUUUAUACUUAAUCACCCAGAAUUAAUAAAGGAUAUCACAGAACAACUAAAGAUGCGACUUCAUGAUCCAGAGGAGGGUGUUCGCAUGGAUUGUGUCCUUGCCUUGAUUAAUGCUGCCAAGAAAGAUUUGCAGUGCAUAACCAGUGAACUGCUCGAGUUGAUAAAGGAGAGGACACUCGACAAGAAGUUCCGAAUCCGUAAGGAAGCCCUGCUUGGCCUUGGCUGGAUCUAUAAGAAGUGUCUGAUGAAGGAUGAGCCAGAUCCAGAUGAAAUGAAGCGAGUCGGAUGGAUCCGUGACAAAAUGCUCCACGGGUAUUACCAGAUCAAUCUCGACGAUCGCAUCCUCAUUGAGAAAAUCUUUAAGUUUUAUUUAGUGCCCUACACAAUGGAUGCGGACGCUAGGAUGAAGACUCUGUACCAUCUCUAUGUCAAUUUAGAUGAUAACGCAGUGAAGGCCCUGAAUGAGAUGUUACGUUGUCAGUAUCACGUUGUUUCUUUGGUACGACAGUUGAUCGAUGUUGUGGAGAAGGAGGAUACUCAAGAAAUGAGGCAGUUGCUGGCAGUGAGAGUCAUGUCCCUGACUCGGAUGCUGCCUGAACAGACUCGUAAUCAUGAGAACAUGAAGAAGUUUGCACAAAUCGUGAAAGAUGAUCCAAUCAUUCGCCAGAAUCUGAAGACUUUAGUCUCAAGUAAUUGUACUUGCAAGAAGGCUGAAGAAUGCGUGAAAGAAAUUCUGAAGAAGACGGGCCAUCCUACUCCACAGAAUGUGUUCUACACAUCUGUGAAGAUGUUGAUGGAGAGAAUAGCACCAGUGCAUAUUGAUGUCAAUGCUAUGAAGAUACUGAUGAAGCUUGUGAAUGAUUCUGUCAGUGGCAUUGCGGAUAUUGACGAUGAUGUCCACGAUUGUGGAUACAAAGGAAUGAAGUUAUUACAAAGUUUGUCGACUGUCUACCCGGGUGCCUUUGAUAGUGAUGAGAUAUUCCGAUAUCUCCUUCCUCAUCUGAAGAACGAAGUGGAUGAAAUAGUUGAACUGGCCAUUCAGAUAUUCAAGAACACUGGUGUAAACAUCCAGGAAGAACACGAGGAUGUCUAUGAUAAUAUGCUGCCCGUACUAGUGGAACUGGCCAAGGAAGGGACACCAGAGCAGGCCAAGCAGGCUGUCAUGUGUAUCAACAUCAUCAGUGUCAACAAACAACCCAUAUUGAGCGAGAUAUUCGACGUUUUGAAACAGUCAUUAGAUCCGGAGGCGAAGAAUUUCCAGACUGCACUGGUUUCACUUGGCCACAUUGCCCAGAUGUGUCCUGGUGAUUUUGCCGUACAAAUGAAAAAUACGAUUGUGCAGUCGAUUGUGAAAAACCUUCUGAUGAAGAACCCCGAAAAACCUACAAAGUCCACCCAGAGAAGAAUGUACGACUCGUGGUGUGACGAUGAUAAAGUUCCCAGGGAUACAAAGGCGAAGAUGCGUGCAAUGAAGUUGAUGGUGCGUUGGCUGAUGGGGCUCAAGUCCAACACCAUGGCGGAGAACUCUGGCAAGUCAACGCUUCGAAUGUUAUACACCACCAUAUUACAUGAAGGGGAUCUCAUGGAAACUGAACAUCUCAGCAAAGCUGAGAUGGCUCGGUUACGACUCCAGGCCGGAUGCUGCAUGCUGAAGCUUGCCCAGGAGCCGGUUUAUGCUGACUUGAUUUCAUUGGAGCAGUUCCAAGGUCUAGCCAUACUCAUCAAUGAUGAUGUUUACGAAGUAAGGACGCGGUUUGCGGCAAAACUGCACAAGGGUCUCAUGAGUUUGAAGUUGAGAUUAGAAUACAUGAGUAUCCUCUGCCUAGCUGCCAAUGACCCCUUGAAGGAACGACAGAAACAAGCCAAAGGCUACUUGCAGAGCAAUAUCAGCAAGCGACGUGAGAUUCUCAAGAAACAAGCUGGAGCUAAUGAGCUGAUGUUUACCAUCUUGCCUGACUAUGUGCUACCAUACGCUGUCCACCUUCUUGCCCAUGACCCAGAGUUCAGGAGCAUCAAUGACAUCACUGUACUUAACAACUUGAAAGACUGCCUGUGGUUCAUUAUGGAGCCGCUGAUUACCAAGAAUGACAACUAUAGCUACAACUUCUACGCCAAGAUCUUGGACACUAUCAAGCAGAUGAAGGAUGCUCAGGACCCAGACAAUGAAGAGGCCAACCAUAAACUUUACGCUAUAUGUGAUUUAGCAAUGGGCAUUAUCGCGACAAAGACCACCUCGUUCAUGCUGAAGGACUUCCCUGUAGAGCCGGUUCUGCCAAAGAAACUCUUCAUUGAAGACAAGUCAUUUACAAACAACACCAAGUUCUACCUUCCUCAAGAAUUUGCCUUCUCUCCUCCAAAAAAAAAACAAGCUGCUGCAUUGAUGCACGGUGCCGCCCAGAUUGCCGCGAAGCCCAACAAGUUGUUAAACGGUGUUGUAGAAACCGACCGCCCAGCAUCACCUGGAAGUGUCACCUCAGGGAAGAGUAGUGGCUCUAGUGUUGAUGUCAAGAGGAAACCUGAAAAGAAAGAGCCUGUAAAACGCAGUCGUCCGGCCAAAUCCAAGGGACCGAAUGCUAAGAAGGCGCGUCUGUCUUCACCUCCGACAACAGUGGAAUCACCGGUUCAAAAUGGAGUAAGUCCGCAAUCAUCGGGCGAGUCCUCUACCUCUUCAGCAAAAUUAGUGAAGAAACCAGUAGGGAGUCUCGUACAGUCCAAACUGUCAUUCACAAAGGAUUCUGGAAAAGAAAAUGUGAAAUCGUCUCCGGUUAAAAGUAACUUGGGAAAUGUAAAAACGGCAGCAAAAACGUCCGCAAAGGAUACCGCAAAAGCGGACGAAAAACAAAAAAAGGAAGUCAGUAAGAAAGGAAAGAAGGAUACGGGUGACAAAACCAAAAAGGAUUCUACUGAUUCUCCAAAAGUAAAUGAAAAAACAAAAAUAGACUCUGACGUAAAGGCAAAUAGUGCAAAAAAAACCCAAAACUUGAAUGAAAAGAAUGCGAGCAAUGAAAGCCCCAAGAAGAAUACCCCAAAGGUUAUAAACCGGACACUUGGUAAUAACUCGGUCCGUGGUGUUAGCGAAAGCCCUGUAAAAGGCUCAAGAUCAUCGAGUCAGGAGUCCACAGCCUCUACUCGUAGCUCGAGGGGAUCAAUUACGGUAAAAUUAUCCCCCCCAAAAAAGAAAAUGACAAAUGUUAAGAAAAACGUCAAAGUGGUGUCAAAAAAGUUGAAUUCCUCGCCGAAGAAGACAGUUGUGAACAAUAAGUCACGAACAAAGGGUUUGCCAGUGAGGCCAAGUCCGGUGAAAUCAAAAUCCUCACCGAACAAAAAGACACUCGGGGCAGGAAAAGUAUCUCAGUCCAAAAGUGUAAAUGCAGCGAACUCUAGGAAAUCGGUGUCGUCGCCUUCCAAAUCUGUGUCAUCUUCGUCGCUGAAAUCAGGACCAGCGUCGCCUCGUAAUUCCAAGUUAACAAGGGCAGGCAAAAAUUCUAAACCGUUACGUGGACGUAAUAUGUCAAAGUCUCCUGCAACUAAGGUCGGACAGAAACGACCUGCUACGAAAAAUUCCAAGAAUGCCAGUCCUGCCAAGAAGGGGAAAUCGACACCAACAGCAGCCAGGAAUGUUAAGAAGGUAGUAAGAAAGUUGAGUCCUGAAUUAAAAAGGUCGUCACCACAGCGAAAGCGAUCCUUGUCAAGUCAACCUGCUUCUCCAGCAAAGAGGUCCAGAUUGUCCAAGUCUGGGAGCCAGAGCUCGUCAACGACAAUACCGUCCACUUCCUCCAGCAAGUCCCCCUCCCCAAUGAAAACCCUUCCUUCCAAGUCUUUGCCACCAAAGAAGAGACCCAAUGUGCGGCGUGCUGCUAUUCCAAAUGGUACGUCUGACGGCGGCAGCACCCAAUCAUCACGCUCGGCCUCUUCCUCACCUCGUAAAAGUCCCAGAAAACCGAUCCCUAAUAAAAAGUUCCAGGAUGAGGAUGAAAUCAGUGCAGGCAUUCAACGAAAAACCAAGACGAAGAGGCGAUAAGGUUGACACUUGUAAAUAACACACAAAUAAAUCACACGGCCAUCAGUAUUUUAGAGGUACAGGACAGUUAGGACCAUGGCACAUCACCCUGAAAGACUUUUAAUUUUGUACAAGUGAUUAGGCUCUGUAUUGUGCUGUCAGCAGAAUUUCCUUCAGUCUCUGGUUCAUUGAUUGAACGGACAAAUUGUGUCCUUAUUUUUUAAUUGGUUUCUUGACAAGAGUUGUGAAUGUCCUCCGGUCUUUUGUUGGAGGUGUUUCUCUGUAAAAACAUUGAAUCAACGUUUUUGAAAAAAUUUUUCUGCUGAUGAUUUAUAUUGAAUGAAUGAAUUUUGAAUUCUCUGCGCAUUUGUAAGUUACCUUGGUUACAAUUAGUACAAGCAUCUGUUUGAUGUGUAAAAAUAUUGUAGUAUUGAAGAAAUGAUAUUGAAAAAGUUUUUGAAAGUUACAGUCCAAUUAUUGUUCAUGCUACAUUUUCCCUGAUUGAGUUUCUGGAUCUAUUCUUAAAGGGGUACGCCGUCUGUAAUUACUUGUGGUCCAGUUAAAUAGAAAUCCACCAAUACACAAUGCCGUAGUGCAGUUAUUUGUGAACAGCGUUCUCCAACUUUCAGAAAUCCGCCUUGGCGGCAAAGCCGGCCAGUGAGCGCCAUAGGCGUGAGCUGUUCCCCAAACGGGGGGUCCAGGGGUAUUUCCCUUAAAAAACUUCAAAAUUUGGGAGGCUUAGAUGUAAUUUCCUGGCACCUGAGGAGAUGAUUUUGACGUUUUUAUCGUAGCUUCGACACAGGCAUUUCUGUGUGCGACGGAAGCUUUGAGCGCCGGACAUGGAAAGAACAGACAGAAAGUCGCAAAACCGCCGGGCUGGUAGUAGGCUACUAGCCGCUACGUAAGCGUUCGCCUACUCACAUUAAGAAAUUUUGAGCGAGCAGUCACAAUUCCAACCAAUAGAAUAAAAAUAUGCAGGCCUACCCAGUCAAAAGCGAUGUCCACUUCGCGCGCCCAACUCAACUGCACUGCCCGAAGUACUACCAUUACUAUCCACGUGUUCCGGCAGACGAGAGUCGGCCCAUAUCAAUCACCCGUAGCCUUGGCAACGAGGUCAAGGGAGUGGACAAUUAAGCGUACCUGUACCAUCGGCUAGCGGCAGAGCGGGGACGGUUGUUUUUGAUUAUGAUAAGAAGAGAUCGUAGACUAAACAAGUGUGCUUGCAGGUGUGCCGCAGGUGGAUGAUAAUAGCUGUCGGCGUAAAAUCAGCAGUCUCUUUCAAUUAAUAUACAGGGUACAACGGGAUCAAAUGAGAAGAUACGUGAUACAUGAUUUCAAUUUUAUUUGGCUUGGCGGGUGAAAAAUCCGGCAAGGCGGCCAAGGAUGGCAACCUGGCGGGCGAGUCACUGGAAAUUUUCGGGAUGGCGGCCUACGAUCUCGCCAUGGCGGCCCGCCAUGGCCAUUAAUGGGGUUGGAGAACGCUGGUGAAUACAAAUUUGUUUAAACUUGGUGUUCAUAGUACAUGUAUUUGUAUAUCAGUCUUCACAACGGAAUUUAUAUUUAGUACGUAUUUCUGCAAUUGGACAUUUUUAAAUUCAAUUACAAAUUCAAAAUUUUAACAAACGGCAUAAGCCUUUAAUGCGGUGAAGUAACUUAGACUUGCAAUAUGUCUAUUACAGGUAUUGUUUGCAGAUGCAUAGUACAAGUGGAAACAAGUUGUUUGGCCAAUCGAAUUACAUGUAGGUACCAACUGUGACCACAAACUGCCCCAAAGACCACGUGAGCCAUCUCUGAGAUAAAACAAGUGGGGAUCUGAUCUGUCCCUAUCGUGGUGUGACAAUCCGUGUAAAAGUGAAUAUGCACGUGUAAAAUUACUUGCUUGGACUGGGGUUUACAUCAAUUUCGGUUACAGCAGUCAAUAAUCUUCAUCUUGGAAGUGUUGUUAUGAUUUAUGCGGCUCUUUGAGUUGAUUUGCUAUAGCAAUUCUUUGCAAUUAAUUUUUAUUUCAGUUAUGAAACAAAUGGAAUAAAACAUGUGCAUUCUUAGCCAUGUUUCCUGUAAAGAGUUGUCCCUGAGUUGUGGAUCAGUUGAGUUAACGAACUGGUGGCUUCGUAGACAUUCUGAAUUAAUUCAUCGCUUUAUUCAGACACUCCAACCCAGAAGUAAAACCAGGUUUUUUAUAUUGUAUAUAGUAUUGUUUCAUAUUUGUUUUCCUGGAUAGCUUGUACAUUUAUAAACUAUAUCUUUUUCAAAAUGUACUCGUGGCAUUUGUCAACUACUGUAUCCCGGAAAUAUUCCUGUUCCUUAUAUUUUCGUGUCCUCAGAUAAUUGCACAAGUUUUGUUCAUGGCUGCGAAGAAGAAAAUCUUAUUUACUGCUUAGUGGUUGUCGAAAUGCUGAAUUAAAGGAAACCUAUAGCGAAAUGCUUAUAAUAAUGGGGAGUUUUGAACGGCCCGGUUAAAACCUAAGGUGGGAAUAAGCUUCAAUUGAUAAAUGUCAGCAGUUUCGAGUUCCCCUCAGGUAGUUGAUUUUGUAGCCAAUGAGUUGCAUAAGAAGUAAUCACUUAUUUAGUUAUUUUUACAACGUUCCGCUAGUCUAAAUAAAGACUUGUGCCACAACCGAAUCUCUUUAAAAGUAUGCGCAGGUUUCUUUUUUACAAAACUGUUAAAUAAAAUGGCCACAAAUAUUUCCAGGUGUACAGUAAUUGUGAAUUGAUGGUUCACCUAGUUUGUUGUGUGAUGUUAAAAUUAUGUCAUUAUCAUUAUUUUGUAAAAAAAUUGCCAUUAGUAGGUUUUUUUUAAUGAGAAAGUGGCUAGUUUUGAUUUUUGGAGAAGAAAAUUCAUAAUAAUUGUGGCUUUUCCUAAAGGGGGACUAUAGGCAGGAGGAGAGGGACUAAUUGGGCCAUCUUUAAGUUACAAGUAUACACAGUAAGGGCCCUUGGUCAUGUCUGACUUAGCACUAAAUAUAUCCCUCAUACAAGCGUGAAUCAUUUCGAUCUACUUUGAGAUGUGAGAGACCCCUAUUGGCGGCUUGGUGUAACUAUCUUGCCUGCCUAGCUGCUGUCUAUAUUGUCCCUUUAAGGCUCAAUUGCCAGUCAGUGGUUUCCUGGUUGUUGGUGGAAAUCAUGAGGUUAACAAUUCUCAACUGCUUGUUGAAUGAAUGAUUAUAUGUGACCCGCUCUACCAAAACUAGGCGCUUGUCGCAUCUGAACUUGACAGGUUGAUACGGACUUGUUGUUCAUUUCCCUAUUGUAGACCUUUUGUUGAAUGUGACCAAAUCAGUUUGUAAUAGAUUUCACAAAAGGUCAACAAUAGGGAAAUGAACAACAAGUCUGUAUCAACCUGUCAAGUUCAGAUGCGACAAGCGCCAAGUUUUGGUAGAGCGAGUCACAUAUGUGACCCAUUACACAAAAGGGGUAUUAACCCUUUCCCUGUGGGUGACGUGCAUAGCACGUCAUGUACAUGGUGCCAUAUCGUGCGGGUGACAUGCAUUGCACGUCAUGCCCAUCAAAAGUACAAAUUCACCAGCGCGUGGUCGCACCCUCUCUAAACACGCCAAAUGAGCUCGGGGAUAAUUAGUUUCAUCCUAAUAGUACAGAUGGCCACACUUAUGAAUAGUUUUGACUGUUCCGAUAAAAGUAAGCUCCACUCCACAUCACUGGUGUCGGCUGCCGAAAAAUGACUGCCACAGCGAAAGGGUUAAGUCACAUUUGCUACAAGGAGGUUAUUGUCAGAUAAUUUGAACCUUGAUGUUAAGUGUUCAAAUAACAGAGUUGACAGUAUAAAUAUUUUGGCAUUAAGUUAUUAAAUUUUUUGUACGAGGGGCAUCCAUUUGAGAGGGGCGGGGCAAAAACAUUUUUGGAAAUGACCUUGAAAUUUCAGAAAUUCCCUGCAAAAGCUCCCUUUGUGCAGGGAUGAUUUUUGGUUUUAUUUUGAGUAUUCUCCUCUUGAAACUGGUUAAACGGUUAAACUUGACAGAACCAACGGCUAGUUUAUGCCUCGGCCCUCUGAGGACAGUUUUAAGGACAUCCUUUUCACAAUAAAAACAGUUAUACAGUUUUUUUUGUUCGGAGCACUUUCAUGUCCCUGUUUAUACAAUCAGUUAUUAAUUAAAUGGAUUUUGCAUCGUGAUGGAGAUUGUGCAAAACCAACAUAUUUUUGAAUGGAUGCUUCAAGAUAUUUUGUUUAGUUGCAUUAAGCGAUAUCUUAUGUAUGAAUUCUCGGUAGAAUCUUUUUAUUAUUAUGGAACUGUUUCAAUUCCAGUGAAGAAAUAAAUGUUUUAAAGACAGU
Molecule: messenger RNA, 9481 nt
Organism: Lineus longissimus
Lineage: Eukaryota; Metazoa; Nemertea; Pilidiophora; Heteronemertea; Lineidae
Product: sister chromatid cohesion protein PDS5 homolog A-like
Exons: 27
Coding region: 187-5214 (1675 amino acids)
Biological process (GO): DNA repair; mitotic sister chromatid cohesion
Cellular component (GO): nucleus; chromatin
Source: RefSeq, a predicted model, not a curated record